AGAAAAAGAACGAUUAUUAUUAAUCAGCUUUUAAAUACUGAUGCGAUUAUUUGGAAUUCAAACAAUGAAAACAGAAAGAAUGUGAGAGAAUGGGUUGGGUCCCAGGCUAAUUUACCAAACAUAUUUUUUGCUACGAAUGUGCCUCGAAUUCGACGUUUCCACAAGCGUAGAAGGAAGGAGAACUUCUGGUGGACGCUGCAGCAGCCAGAAAAUGAUGAGUGCUUCAUCGAAGCUUUCCGUAUGAGUAAAAAAUCGUUUCUACUGCUUUGCGAAAAACUGGAGUGCUUUCUUAAAAACGAUUGCGUGCCAUGUAUCACUCCACCCCUUGCUAUAGAGAAGCAAAUAGCUAUUUGUUUAUAUAAAUUGGCUUCCUGUGGAGAAUACCGAGUUAUUGGUGAUGUCUUUGGUGUGCACAAAAGCACUGUUCACAAAUAUUUUCACCUCGUCGUGAACGCGUUAAUUCAGCUAAAAACAGAGUUUAUCAAGUUUCCACAGGUGGGAGAUGCGUUAUUAAUUGCAAGUGAAUUUGAGAAAAAAUCGCAUAUACCAAACAUUAUUGGCGCUAUCGAUGGAACCCACAUACCGAUCUUGCCUCCAAGUCAAGGAUACCAAGAUUAUAUUAAUAGAAAGGGGUGGCCUUCCAUCGUAAUGCAAGGAGUGGUGGAUAGCAACUACAUACGUCAGCGCUAAGUUACCUGGAAGCACUCAUGACGCGACGGUUUUUAAGGAGUCGGGAUUGUUUAAAAACUCAUCGACAUUAAUUCCGAGGCAUCCAAAAUUAAUAUAUGGUGUUGAAACGCCACUAUUUCUUAUUGGAGAUCCUGCGUAUCUACUUCUUCCCUGGUUAAUAAAACCAUACACUGGAAGUUUGAAU
Rhagoletis zephyria (snowberry fruit fly) is the source of this 874-nucleotide messenger RNA. RefSeq names its product putative nuclease HARBI1. NCBI's taxonomy places the organism in Eukaryota, Metazoa, Arthropoda, Insecta, Diptera, Tephritidae. The record is from RefSeq and is a predicted model, not a curated record.